This is a messenger RNA of Symbiodinium pilosum, 432 nucleotides long. The record is from the annotation of a GenBank genome assembly. NCBI's taxonomy places the organism in Eukaryota, Dinophyceae, Suessiales, Symbiodiniaceae.
AUGUGGUGGACGGUUCGUUCGCAGACCAUGAUCAUGCCCUUGCAAAGCCGGAGAGCACAGGCGAGAGCGAAGCUGAAUGAUCUGGACCUUUCCGACAAUCUUCUCCGCUCUCUUCCCGAAAACCUCUUUGCAGGCCAGACAGGACUGCAAAAGCUGGACCUGGCCUCGAAUGAGCUGCGGGCUCUGCCGGCCAAGCUCUUCAGCAACCUCACGGCGCUCGAUCACCUCAACUUGAGCUGCAACAGUUGGGGCUCCUUGCCGGAAGACCUGUUGAGUGGCUUGACGGAGCAGGUCCAUGUGUUUAACAACCAAGCCUCGGCUUGUGACGAGCCAAGCCGGCAUGUGAGUGCGCGCAGGUACCUGGUCAUGGACGCCACCUGCAAGAACUCCUUGUCGCCAGCCUGCUGCAUGCUGGAUGACUACUGGACCUGA